This is a messenger RNA of Bombus huntii, 13725 nucleotides long. Its product is annotated as protein bowel-like. The record is from RefSeq and is a predicted model, not a curated record. NCBI's taxonomy places the organism in Eukaryota, Metazoa, Arthropoda, Insecta, Hymenoptera, Apidae. Gene Ontology annotation, biological process: embryo development; regulation of transcription by RNA polymerase II; embryonic pattern specification. Gene Ontology annotation, cellular component: nucleus. Gene Ontology annotation, molecular function: RNA polymerase II transcription regulatory region sequence-specific DNA binding; DNA-binding transcription factor activity, RNA polymerase II-specific. The transcript has 5 exons. The coding region runs from base 9065 to 10699 and encodes 544 amino acids.
GAAUAUUUUCAACAUCUUUUUUGCAUACUUUCUCUGAUAAAUUAAAUUGCUUUUAUCCUUAAAUAAAAAUAAAACAGUUUCGACUCAAAUGUCAAAGAUACUUCGGCAUUAGGUUUUCAGAUAAAAUAAAUACGUAAAUACUUCGUAGAAAUAAAAUCAAUCAUACGCAUAUUAUCCGAUAAAUUGCUUUCAGACGCCAUGUCGUGGCGAGAUUCGAAAGCUGUAAGAACUUUCUACCUGGACGGUCGCUAAGAUUGGUCAAUUGAUGUUACGAAAACGCAAAGUAGAUUUCCUUUAAGCAAAAUGUUUAAAACACGCGCUCCUUCUCGUCGAUAAUGUUUUAUCUAUUAACGUUCUGUCUUCGUGUAUUUCAAAAUAGCUUUGUACAAACAUACCCGUAUCUUUUUCUUUUACGAUAUUAUGUUUGAUAAAGAUGCUAUAUAAAAAUAAUAAUCACGAAAGUAACAUGUAUUUCUAUAAUUUUUAUGCAGUCAUUAACGAAGAGAAAAUUAAUCUUUGUUUCAAUGGAAAAAGGCGCUCGGCAAGUGGCAAAGAAAUUUUUCAAACAGUGAAAUAUUUAAAAACCGAUAAUCGACGGCGGAAUUUUUUUUAAUACAAAGUAGUACGUGUAGUAUCAGCUUUAUUUUCCUGUCCACUCGCUAACUAUCUGUCGGUAGAUAUAAAUCACCUGUACAAAUACCUCGAUUAUAUCUUAAUUGAUUAACACAGUCUAGCUGGAAUAUUCACCCAUUAUGUAUUACAUAUUUUUCCUUUUAAUUUAAAUGACUUGUCCUAUUUUCUAUAAAAUGCGUUUCUAAAUGAACUACGUGUCAUCGUAUAUUACACUAUACUAUAAGACCCUAUCGUUCACCUUUCUAUCAAUUUUAUCGGUAGUACAAACGAAGGAACGAUAGCUUAAAUUGGAAACGGAACAAAAAGUAUAUUUUCCCUCGAAUAUAGAAUACAACAAAAAGCUCUACCAGUAAAAUAACAAAUAAACGUUAAAGAGGUAUAGGAUAAAUUUAAUUCUAAUUCAAUGCGAUUCUGCAAUGUCAAUGGUAGUUUUUCGCAGCUACGUUCCCAUGGUUUCGAAUUGAUAAUAAUUACGUAGCCGCUAUUUCCAAGUAUUCGUGAAACUAACUCCCAAUAUCGAGACGUAUAAUUUCGCAAUAGAAUUCGAAAGGCUUCAAAGAUUAUUAGUUGGUUUUCGAACUCCAAGCGUAAUCCUAUACCGAUACGUUACGCUAUACCCAUGAUAUUACCUAUUAAUUCCUAUAAAUGGUAAUUAUUGUUAAAUUAUUGACGUUCACGCCGUAUAAUUUACAUUAAUUUUAGAUUUGAGACUUUCGCCGCGUUUAUCGCUUUAGAACGAGGGAAUGCCUAAUAAUGUCUAUACCACGACUAUCAAAGGGUAAUUGCAAUGUGCUAGCCUUCUACGCAGAUAAGUAACCGCCGGAAAAGUCCUAAGGAUACCGAGGCACUAUACGCGCUAUAAUUUUUGUACAACUUUUUAAGCGACCAGUGAUACAAAGAGCAUCGCCACAUGGAGAAUAGAAUGUUAAUUAAUGAUGCAUGUGCAAUUGAAAACGAAGUAUUCGAGUAGUUUGUCAAUGAUUUUGUACGCUGUUUGCUCUUUUUAGUAAAUCAUCGUUUGACCGUUAAGACUGCGUUGACUUUAGAACUUUACGUUGAAGAAUUUACACAUAUUUCCGCGUCUCGCACUUUCUAUUCCUCGUUUUAUUUUCUAAAUCUUACGUUCCCUGCCUCGUAUCUAAUACCUACAAUUCGAUACUGAUAUCUCACACCCAAUAUUCCCUACCCCUUAUCAUUGCUCCAUUCCUCGCAAUCAGCACCCUUUAUCCUGUGUCUCGCAUCUCGUCACUUCCACGUCCUAGUUCAAUAAUCCCACGCUCUAAACUAAUGAAAUAAAAUGGUUCAAAGGUAUCUGUAUGACCCUAUAGACUUAAAAGAAUUUCUAAAAAUUAUUCGCAAUGUUUGCAACACGGUGAUCCAAAUCGGUAUAUAGGUCGUACAAAGGAUCGGUAGAUAAGGUAAGUUUAUAGGUAAGUUAAGGUAAGUUAAGAACAAGAACAAAUAAAGUUCUCGGGAAAAAUUUCAGGCUUCGGAUCAGGAAAAUAUAACCGGCAAAUAGAUGACGCAGGAAAAUCCUGCGUGAAACAAUUCCCCUGUUACGACACAUUCUCGAGAAUAUGUUUAGCACGAAUUUCUCGGCAACCGGCGGGAAUUUUUCGUUCAAAAUCAGGGAUUUGUAUGGGGAGAAUGUAACGUGUAAGUUGGUGGUAUGCGAGAUCCUUUGGUGAAACGGCUCUUCCGAUACGACGUUGUUUCGAUAAAUUUAUCGGCAUAUAGACUGGAUGUAAAACGAAUUUGAGUUUGCCGAGGGCCCGGUACACGGUUUAUCCGCGGUUGAACCGGUGGUAUCCGUUUGAUAGCAGAUAGCAGGCCGAACGACGCUGGUAUGUUCUCAUUACGCGUCGUGUAGGUAUGCGGCGACCAGUUCGUGUUCUCCAUGCUUCGAGAUCCGUGCGCGGUGCGAGACCACGUUUCCUCUCCUUCUGCUGACGCGCGGUCUUUCUUCAUCGUCUCCUUCUUGCCCUCUUUAUCCUUUUCUACGGUGCUCCUUGGAUCAGGAUUCAGGCUUCGUUCACACUGACCACGUGGUUGGUCGGGUAUGAGUUACAGAUUCGAUCUUCCAGCGUUACAUUUUUCCCUAUCCUUGAUCCACGCUUUCGUUUUUCACGAAACUCGAGAUAUUCCUAGUAGCUUAUGCUCCCGGUGGAACCAUUUUUCUGUCAUUCGUUCGAACAUUCGUUUGUCCCCGACCAGUGUGGAAAUCUCAUUCGAUUUCUUUCUUCUGUUCGUCCCUUCCCGCCCCCCCCUUCUCUCGACGAGUUUGUUCCUUUUGCAUAAGUUAUUUGCCGGUUUUCUUCGUCUCAUUUGAAGCUUCUUCGGAACGAUAAAGAGAAGACGGGAGCGAAAAGCAACCGUGACGUCCGAAUUUUUGGAAAGAUGCGACUACGGAGGUCCUCGACCCUGGCAUUUCUGCCGGCUUAUUUUUAAUUCGUUCCCGGUCGAGUUUGUCCUUUUGAGAUUCCUUUAACAGGCACGUAUUUAUCUUAAAGUUUCGCGAGAAGUCUCUCGCUCCUCUUUUUAAUCUUCCCGCUUCCUUUUAGUUUUGCGAGGCCAUCCGUUUCUUCCUCCGGUUCCCGUGUCGCGUUCUUUUCUUUUCUCUCGGGUUCCAUUGAGAGAAACUGCGGAUCCGCAGAACGCUUAUAGCGUUAUUUUACCAUUCUAUGACCGUCCCAGAAUUCUCCUCUUCCUCUUAGUUACACCGUUUUAUAUCUCCUAUUUUCCUUUACCUUGUUCGUUUCAGCGUUCUCUCGAUUAAUGUACGUUAUAGUGGCAUUUGCGAUCUUUUCGUUCGGUGAAUUAUCGCUGUUACGUUAUAUCGUUCUUUCGAAUUUUGCAUCGUUAGGUACCUUCUUAAGAAGAACAAUGAUUAUUAUUGCUACACUGUUUGCUUCCCAUUUUAUACAUUGAAUCUUAAUUAUCCCUAUCCGUUGCUUUUCAGUAUUUUUCUUCCUAUUUUAUAACCCGAAACGAAUAUACACCCAGCAACAACACACGCCUUAAUCAUGGUCAAAGGAAUAUUAAUUUCCACUCUGCUGGGUAUACACUUCACCACGGUUUUUCGUUUCCCUUGAAGUUUAUUUGGACUAAAAUAUAAGUACGUUCGCAAACCAAUCAUUACUAUACUGCUUAAAUUUUACGAUAUUACUUCCUUAAUUACGUCGCCGUCAUCUUUUUGUUGCCUACAGUGCGUCUUUAAUCUUCAUCUUGUUCCCCAAUCUUCGUCAUCUUCUUGAACGCUCCUCGAAUGGAAAUACCAAGGCAAAAAGUAUGCAUAUACUUUAGGGAGACUUCGUUUGGCAGGGAUGCGUUUUUACUCUUUGUACAGUUUCUUCCUGCUCCGUUUCUCUAUCCUUCUUCUCCUGGCAAUUCCUUCUUAGCUGUCGUGUUUUUCUAUCAUUUCUGCGCGAUACGACUAAAGCUUCGUUCAUAAUAUAUUUCUCGCAAUAUCGGAUAUUAACUCUCUCGACGAAAGAAGAAGCAUCAGCGACGCAAAACCAUUUUCCAUCAUUUUUUUUAAUUAAACUCGCUGCUGUCCGAUUAUUCGCAAGAACGUAAUAAGCCGUUUAUUCCGUACCACGUACCAUGGCGCAUCGAUCACAGACACCGUAAUUAAAGCUGUCUACGAGUAACAUAACUCUAUCUGAUCGCGCAUCAAAACUCCAUACAUUAACGAUAACACCGUACCUGCAGUUUCAUACAUAAUGACUCGCGAUUAUCGUUUCACGCUCGUAUUUCCAUUUAUUCAUCGAGCGGAUGCAAUUUCUACGCAACUGGGGCGGAAAUAGGGGCAGUUACUCGACUAGAAUCGAUUCGCAUCUGAAAAUUUGCGAACAAGCACGCGUUACGCAUGGGGCGCGUGCACAUCGAGCGCGCUAGUCGCAAAUGAAGCGGUACCGUAAGCAGACGCUCGCCGGCAACACACGCACCGCGUGCAAUGUGAACGCCCUCGCCUGUAACCACCGACUUUUGUUCGCGUUCGAUGCAUCAAAAUUCGACGCAUGGUAUUCCGUGUUUUAAGGUAGAUCCACACGCGACAUUGUUACCUCCCUCCGAAUACGAUACCGUGCAAAAGUGUUUAAGCUUCGUUUCGAUAUCGGCACUGUACAGAAUGCGACCGAACGAUACGAACAAGUGGAUACAGGGCGAUUCUUUAUGGAAAAAUAAGAGGAAGAAUAACGUUAGUAUAAUGUUUCAUUUUUGAGAAAAUCGAGUUUGAAAAUCUGUUUUCAAGCAUACUCGAACGUGUAUAAUUCUGGAGUGGACGCCAGCAAAAAUAAACGGCAGAACGUUGUUCUACGUGCGAGAAAAUGUCGAAAAUGUGGAAUAAAAUUUGUUCGGAGAACGCUUUGCCUCCGAGGAAAAUAAACUUGAAAAUUCGUCACACACUCGUACCAGGCUGAUCUUUGACUUUAAUGGAAAAACUUUUCUCUCUAGCAUCUUUUGCAGGUAUUCGCCAUUUACGAGAAAAACGCUGGGUACCAGAGAUCACUGAACACCCUGUAUACGUAUUUUUUAACACCACUCGAUGAACAGAGAUACAGAAGUUACAUUUAGUUUUCAGAUCGUCAACGUUUCUUAGGAGUACAAUUUUGUUAAUUAUUCGCAGAUGUAGCACUUUCUAACUUUUAUCGACGCUAUAAGACCUCCAAAUUGAAACGAAUCUUUUCUAGAGUUACUGAACGAGAUCCGUAACAGGUAACGGUUUAAUAAACCGUGAACAAAGGAAAUUCGUCCAUAACUUCGACGAAAGCUUUGACAGGACCGAUUCGACGCGGAUUUCCUCUCCAUGUUUCCCUUAAAUUCUUCAAUUAGAUCAAAUUCGAUGAAAUCUUGGUAGAAAUUCAGCCAACAGAGUUGGACUGCUCGUCGUUUCUCUUCCUCUUGGAAGCAAGGAGUCGCUCGCCCAGUCUUCUUCCAACUUCCAGCACGGUGGUGAUCUUGAUAACUUCCCGGCGUGGAUGUGAUGGUGGUGGUGGCGAUGGUGGUUGGUGGUGGUGGUGAGAUAGCGUCGGUGGUAGUGGCUGCAUGUGGUCGGGGGCGGAAAGAGGAGAGGGAACUAGUUCAGUGAACAAAACGACGGGAGAGGCAGUUGCACGCUGUAGCAACGCCUCGCGUGCUGUCGCUUUGCCUAAAAGCUUGUACGGAUCGAGUCCUCUGACCCCCCGAAACCUACCAUUCGCGUUUUAAUCGGUGCGUGGCUUUCUCGCACUCUCCGAUGACUUACGAUGUGCGAAGCGGAGCCAAAAAUUCUUCUCGUACGAUUUUAACGAGAAUUUGGUGCAACUUCGUCUUGUCUUUUACACCGCGUUCUAUGAUUUUGCACGCGGUAACAGUAGAUUGUUUCGUUCCUCGGGAAGAGAGUAUCGAGGUUUAGACUAUUGGUUUAAAAAUUAUUAUAAAACUCUUCCAACUGUUAUACUUCGGUCUAGAAUCGAGGAGACAGGGAUUUAGCGCGUAAAGUACAAACGAAUAUAUCGCCACUGAAACCAUUGAGCUGUUAAACGUUUAAAUGCAAAUUUAAAUUCUAAUACGAAACUGUUCUGUAACUUUAUCGUUAGCGUCGAUCCUCGUUCUCACACGUGAGAUCACGUACAACGUUGUAUUUUGCAUCUGAGUACCGCGAGCCACUCCGAUAUUUAAAUGUAAAAUACCUGUCGUCGGAGACCCAUUUUUUUUCUCACGUAAAGGAACCAUGUUGACCUUCUCCCUAGCAUCUGAGCCUUUUAGGGAAAAGGCUCGUCACCGCAUACCGUUACCGUAGCCUCCUCCAGUAAUUCGUCAAUGUUUCGUCACCAAACCCUUUAGCGUUUUGCAUUUACAACUCAUUACUCUUCGCGUAAAUCGUUUAAAUUUGUAAGAAAUCUAAUAACAAUGAUCUUUAACGUAUUUUUAGAAAGAAUAUAUCGAUAGAUCAUUUUUUAAAUAAAUUUCAUCGACUUAAAUUAUUCGAACGAUUCUUUUAGCAAGAAACUGAUCUUCUAAAGAUUACUGUAAAAAGAUCAGAGACAAUUUACGCCGUUAAUUACCAUAUAUCCUGCCAUGCUUGCUUAAUCAGAUUUUAAUUCGAUCUCGGGCUACCUCGCGAGUACAAAAGCAAUGGAGUAUGCGAAGAAAAAACUUGUCAAAAGCGUCCAUGGAGGUUCUUUGUCGGUACAUUGAGCGAUAUAGAAGGCCAGUAAAAAGAUCGACUACAUUAUCUCUCCGAGAUGCUGCAUAAAAACGUUCCUCCGCAGCUGAUUCGUCCACAUUGGCAGGUACCUGCAGCGUUUACACGACGCUACACCCGACAGCGUGUCGCCGGCUCGUGAAUACAAAUGCACCUGCAGGUAGACGUUGACCUACGCACAAUAGCGCACGAAAGACGGAAAAAUUCAUAGCCGCUUACGGUGAAAAGUAGCCACGAUCGAUGAUCGACGACAGCUUCUGCCUCGAUCGUCUUUUUCGACGAGCUUGGAUCCGAUGCUCGAUGUUUAUUCGUUACGCGUGAGGUUAAGCUCUCAAACGUCGACUUUGAUUCUCCCGAACUACCGCAUCAACGAUUCCUUUUUACUUAGGAGGUUUAUCUCUGUCUAAAGAAAUACGAGCAAAUUUUUUCUGCAUUGAUUUUUAUUAUUGGAAAUUCUUUCGUAUUUAAUAAAAAGCGAAUUCGAACGAGUCGUUCCUUCUAUUCCGACUGGAAAGAACAUCGAUCGAACGAUAGCAGUGGCGAUGAGAAAUCGGUUUUUAUGGACGACAGUACGUUUUCUCGUGACGCGGAACAGAAAUUCACGGGACAUUAAAAUAGUCGAUGAACGUCGAUGGAUCAUCAAUGGGAGGUUUGUUCCGGCGUUGCUGCGGAGAAAACGAUCUGAGAAGGCCGAUAUUCGAGAAAUUCGUCUUAAUAUUCGUGCCAGGAGGUCGUCUCGAUCGCCGAUCUAUCGAUCGACCGUUCGAACCUCGUCUAUCAGCCACCGGCGAAUGCUCGCGUUCGCCAGCCGAUUUCGUGACCGAUUUUUACCAAAGAGUAGAAAGCAAGGUGAAUAGGGAACCCCAAUAAUAGCCAGAAUACGAACCGUAUCGAGUUGACCGCUGCAUAAAUAACGCUGAAACCGUGUCCGAUUGGAAAUUCUCCUUGCGUAACAAGUAAAAUGAAUAUUUUAACCGGAUAAUCUUGGACAUUACGGACAUUUAGCGAGAUUGCAGUAGCUGUGUCGCUAUUCGAUGAAUAUAUCGACCAGUACCUCUGCUUUUUCGCUAGAAACGUCUUAUUUUAAGCGAUACUACUCGUUCCGAUAUACCGCUUCGUUUCUCUUUCCAGAUUAUUUCGUCGAAACGUACAGAAAGUAAAAUGUAGCAGCUACGUCGGCAGUGUUACAUACGUAAACAAUGGAAUAGACGCGACACGUGCAUCGGUAGCAGCGAACGCGUAAACUAUAUUCCACCUCCUAUUGCCGUAAAAAUCGUCUCUGGCGGAAGGACACAGCCAGGAAGCGUUCGGUUGCGAAGCGACUGGACUCGGAAGGAAUCCGGAGCAGUUGCUCGUGGCCACCGCGAGGAGACGAAGGCAAGUGGAGCGAAAUCCACGAUCCAUGAACUAGAACCAGCCUCGUUCUUCCGAGACACUCGAUUGGAUCGGUUCGCCGGUGUAAAACCGGCUGGGCGUCGGCGGCGGCGGCUGCUGCCAGCAGAAAAGAGACGGAAAGAAAGAAAAAGAACCGCGUGCUCUGCCCACGAGGGAGAGGGAUGGACUGGAUGUCGACUGGCCCGGGAAGAAGAAGCAAGAGAAGAGAAGAAGUAAGGAGAAAGAUCGAGGCUCGAUCUCUCUGAGUGCCUCUGGCCGCUGGUCUCUCCCCUUCCCGCCCACCAUCGACCGAUCUCCUUCUUCAGUGCCGGCGCCGUACGAGUUUCCUACAGGUGGACUUACAACCUGCCCCACGAUUUUUUACCUUCCGUUACCCGUUCGCCCGAACUUCGCCUUUCGAACGUGACGCGAUCUACCUUCAUCUUUGUUUCUAGUAAAUAAUGCUUCGACCGGCUGUUACCUCCUCCUGGAAUUCGACUUUCCUCUUAUGUACAGGUGCUUGAGAUCUAAGACGAACAAGGAGUCUUCGAGUUGUUGCACGGUCCAUUGACUUUCGGAAGGAUCGAUCAGGUGGACAAAAAUUUUCUUCGAAUAAACAAAGUUCUCGGCGCUCGUUCCCUACGCGGCAGCUGGGCAAUUGUUCGAGCAGGAUGCUGAACGCGGAAGGGUCUCGGUCCCAUUGCUAGGGCCUGCUCCAGGUUCUGCUGCGUCUCGGUUGGACUCCCAUUGGCCGGUUCCAUCGGACUCUGUCGCACCGUCGUCGGCCAGAAGCGAGGCAGUCGGAGCACAGCAUCCAGCAGCAGCGCUACUAGCGGCAGCCGAACGGAAAGACUCCCAGGUGUCAUCGGUAUGCCGACGGACAUCGUGGCGUCGUCGGCCUCGGCCUCGGCUACGGUCUCGGAGGAGACGAGCAGAGGUCGGGACCUGGGCCUUGGGCCGUCACCAAGGACGGCACCGACUUCAACGGGCGCAUCGUCCUCAGGAUCAGCGGCACAGUCGACUUCCAGGGGCUUCGACCCGUCUAGCGCCCUGGCUGCCUAUCAUCACCAUCGACACGGCUUGGUAGCCGGCUUGGGUCACCAUCAUCACCGCGAAUCGUCCGCGUUCGUGCCCGUGGUGCCUUCGAGGCUGCACUUGGCGCCCUAUCCGGCCGACCUGCACCCUCACUUAACCGGGCCACCACCUUCCUCGUCGAACGCGUCGAAUCCGGAUCACGAGGUCGGCGCGGAGUCGUCCGUCGCGAGAAAAUCCUCGUCCAGUUACGAGAUUAUGGCUAUGAUGGCGGACAAGAGGAAGGAAUUAGCCGCGAGGGCUCUUCUGCUUCCUCCGCCGCCUCUUCUCGAACCACCGCCCGGUUACCCGGUAUUCGCAGGUCCCUUCCCGGGUGGUUCGGCGGCGCUCUAUCCGCCUGGUGGGCCCUUGGCGCAUCAACAUUUGGAUAGGAGGCUCCUAAGGGCGCCGGGAAGGGCGUCCAGGCCUAAGAAACAGUUUAUCUGUAAAUUCUGUAAUCGACAGUUUACAAAGUCGUACAAUUUGUUGAUUCACGAACGGACGCACACGGACGAGCGGCCGUACUCGUGCGAUAUCUGCGGCAAAGCGUUCAGGAGGCAGGAUCACCUUCGAGAUCAUAGGUAUAUUCACAGCAAGGAGAAGCCGUUCAAGUGCGGCGAGUGCGGCAAAGGUUUCUGCCAAAGCCGUACCCUAGCCGUGCACAAAAUCCUUCACAUGGAAGAAUCUCCUCACAAAUGCCCGGUCUGCGCUCGAAGCUUCAACCAACGCAGCAACCUGAAAACCCACCUCCUCACUCACACGGAUCACAAACCUUACGAGUGUACCUCGUGCGGCAAGGUGUUUCGCAGAAACUGCGACCUGAGGAGGCACGCGUUGACGCACGCGGUAGGCGACGUGCCUCCCGAAGCGUUGGAGGAGGCUCUCAGGGACGACGACAGCCCGGAAGAGGACUGCCAGGAUGCCGGCUCGUCGUCGUCCGCGUCCACGACCAACUCCUCCUUGCCAGCUUCCGCGACGAACGCUUCCUAUCCCUCUCAGAGCUCGUCCGGACCGCCGCAACCGCCUCCAGCGCCAGCUUCCUCGUCCACCCUUCCACAGAGACCUCAUCUCCAGAUCAGAAGAGACCUGCUUCCGGCCGUAAAGCCGUCCUCCACGGUAACCAGCAGCGCAACUGGCGGACACUCUGUCACACAGAAUCCUCCUGGUGCGCUCCCACCCCCACCGCCAUUGAUUCUGACCUCGUACAGACGAAGAAUCGGAUCACCCGGACCGUCGAGGGUGCUGCUGGAGCUGCAGGAACGCGAGAGGGAACGAGAACGAGAGAUGGAACAGAGUAGAGAAAGAGAACGCGACAGAGAACGAGAGGAAGAGGUGUCACGACCACCCAGGGCACCCACCCCUCAGCCGCCACCUCCACCCAGACCCGCCCCAGCCAGGCAGGGGUUCACUAUAGCGGAUAUAAUGCGUCGGUAGAAGGGACAAUGUCGCAACGGAGAAUACCAAAUGAUCGUCUGCUGUGAAAUUGGAUUUCGAAGAAGGGGACUAAUUGGUGCAAACGAAUGGAAUCGUCGUGGACGUCGUUCGGAUAUGAUCCGAGUGAUGGGGUAUUUUGUAAGCGAUACAUUUGUAUCUGGAUGGUAGAGAGUACGGGGGAAGAGGAUGUUGCGUGUUAGGACUUUUACAUGGGUGGUCCAAGUGGCGUAGGCUCGUACCUCGAUAAUUUAAUUUCGUUUCGGGUGAUCGCGGUGAUUUUAUCACGAUACAUGGAGCGAGUAUAUUCCGUGGAAUGUUCCGACAGAUAUCAGGUUACUAUUUUAACGUUUCUUACGCGUGGAUUUCCACCGAUGCUGCUUGAUACGGAAACUAGACGGGAAUAGGCGUUUUUUUUCUAGGAAGACGGAAAAACGUCGUCCUUGAAAAAAUGCUACGAGACUUUCCUUACGAGCGAGCUUACGUCAAUUCGAAUUCCCAGCCUUUGUGUAGUAUAAAAGAAUGAAACAUGCCAAAUGACGAAGAUCGUUUUACAACGGUGGAAAUAUCGUCACGACGAUCGAAUGGUAUUGUUUUUUCGAUUUGAUCGACAAUUGCAAAACCAUUGCUACAGACUGUGGUAUUUUUUAGUUCAUUAAACGAACAAUGUAUAAAUUGUAUAAUCUUUUUCUAUUACAAAAUUAAAUGGACAUUGUAUUACUUUAAUUGUUAAACGUUAAAUGUUAAGUAUUCGAUAUCUUUUUCUUAGGAGAAAGAUUAGUUCGUAGAUAAUAUAAUAAUAAUUAGACGCAACGUUAAUUAUAUAUUACUGUUACGAAGAGCGUUUAUAAAAAGAGCAUUUAUAAUUGUUGUACAUAUGAAAAUAUUAGAAAAAGAUUGGAAAUUUAUCGAGUGAUUGAUCUUUAAUUCAACGAUGAACUAUAAAGAAAUUGCAAAGAAACUGUUUUAUACGAAUCUUCAAUCGCUGUAGAAAAAUGGCAAUAUCUGUUUUUCGAUACAUGAUCGAAAAGCGACUAUAACGAAUCGUGGCAAUAUUUUUACCGUUCUUCGAUACGAUUUUAUGUCGCGUUGGCAAUUGAAAGAAGUUUUUAUCCGUAGUUAUAUACGUAUAUGGCUGUAUUUUUAUAUUCGAUAAGGGUGGAGAAUAGGAAGAAACAAAGAAACCUUAAGAAAAGUACAACGUGGAGAGGUUGGAAGCGUUAACAUUGACAAAAUUUUAUCAUAUUGGUGCAUUGAGAGGACGUUUGUACAUACAAUUACGAAGUCUAGUUAAUCUUGCAACGACUAAUCGUAUUUUAUACGCUGCGAAUGUAAAUUUCGUACUUUUUCUAUCGGUCAUUACGGAUGAAUAUUCUGCCGACUAUUCGCCGAGUCGUAGAAAAAUUUAUUCAACCGAUAUCGACGUUUCUUACGAUUACGAUAUCGAUUUUCAACGACAAAGAAUGUGCCUUAUUUUGUAUCGUACAAAGGACGAUGAGAUGCGACGGAGUAGUCGAGAAUUCUUUCGGUCUUCCUCGGUACGUUUUUCGAAAAAUCUCCACAACUUUUUCCAUCGACGUUCCAUCCGCAUAUUUAUCCAUAUUUCGGUAACGUUGGGAAAUUUUCUAGAAGAAGAAAAAUUCAAAAUCGACGAUAGUACGAGCCUUCGAGUACACCCGUUCAGAAAAAAGAAGCGACGUUCUCAUGACUUCCAUGAUACUCGCCGACUCCGCGAAGAACAGAAAGGAAGAAAAAGAAAAAGAACUUGAAAGAUUCUCGAUAAAGGAGAUGCCGUAAACGAAGAUCGAAACGGGAGGAUUGUAAAACGCCUUCAUUGUCUGCAACGACUCAAGGAGGGGAUAAUGCAAAUUUUUCGGCCACAGGAAGAACCUGUGCCACCGUUGCCACAGGUGACAGGUGCAAUAGGGUGUCGAAGCUACUUGGUUUAGGUGGUACCUGCUCUCUUCUAAAAAUAUUCCUGACCCUAGACCGUCCCCCCCCCCCUUUUUUUCUCCUAUUCUACCGGCGGAGAGCAUCAUUAAGGGUCCUUUUGUGACCGAGGAUGCACCGUCUAACCGCAACGAUGAUCUCCCCUUCGGUUUUACUACUGGUCGAAACGCGUUUCUCUUCUAGAAGAAACGUCUGUGGAAUUUAUUCGUCGAGCUCGCUUCUUCCUUCGGCGUUUAACGCUGUCCGUUGUUCAACUCUUCGAGUCGAACGGUAUUUCACCGAGAACAAUGCCAUCUUUGCAGUUUUUAACUUGCCACUUGUUUAUCGAGCGGAUGAAAAUUGUGCGAUAGAACGGGAACGACACUGAUUUGAACUUUGCAAUGGAUAGUGUACCUUUUUUUUUUUUUUUUUAAGAAGUUGUUCGUUUUAAUUAUUAGGUGGACGAAUUUGAAAGAAGAUGGCGUUAAAAAUAUUUCUUUGAAAAGAUUCGGAUUAUUUAUCCUACGAAAAAGCCUGAAAAUGUUUCGACAUUUACUUGACGAUACUUUCGCCGUAUUGUACGAUCGUUGAGAAUCGUUGAAAAUCUGAAGAAGCAGCUCGUCGAGAAGUGGAAGACAAUUAUAUAAACCGUACGAAACGAAAUAUCUUUACGAGAACGAAAUGAAAGCCAUUAUACAACGUUGUAAUUUUUAUCUCGAAGUACACGUUAAAGUAGGAAUGAAAUUCCUAGGCCUAUGUGUAUAAGCGCGAAAGUGAUGGGAAAGGAAAGAAUGCGUUUGUGUAUGAGUGUGCGAGAGAAAGCGAGAGGGAGAAAGUGCGAAACAAAAGAAUUAAAAUAUUUUGUACUAUUUUUUAAUAUACCUACUGUAUAGUGAUAUAUGGAAAUGUACAAUGUACUAUGUACAACGAGCUCUGUUCCGCCGAAUGAACUAGAAAUUCGCGGAUGGUUUAAGUCUCUUGUUAUUUUCUAUGUUAUUAAUUUACGCCAUGCACGAGCAUCUAUAUUUUUAGAUUUAUACGAGAGUUAAGUAAGUUUGUAAAUUAUAUUAAGAAAAACGAAAUAAAAGAUAUUAAAAACA